Molecule: messenger RNA, 3822 nt
Organism: Adelges cooleyi (spruce gall adelgid)
Lineage: Eukaryota; Metazoa; Arthropoda; Insecta; Hemiptera; Adelgidae
Exons: 9
Coding region: 257-3049 (930 amino acids)
Biological process (GO): imaginal disc-derived wing hair organization
Cellular component (GO): cell cortex
Source: RefSeq, a predicted model, not a curated record
AAACGAAGAUUCCUCUGAAGAACCAACGGACAGUUCGAAACGUGCUGUGUGACUAGUGUUCUUCUCCGUAUGCGUGCUUAGAGGGAAUUUUCAAAAUACCACAUACUCUUUGGUUAAAAAAAACACACCCAACCAUCGAUGAGGACUAUAUUGCAGCGUAUGGAUAGCCAACUUACGACGGUCAUUCGGAUGAUGGCCGAGUGUUGGUGUGGUGAGGGUUAGUCAGUCGUCGGGUGCGUCUGACGCACUUGGGACGAUGCUAAGCGCGUCCUUGCCGGUGAUUGUACUCGCCGCCGUCCACAUUGUCUGCGCCACCGUGUCCAUCACCCGUCAUCACCGCGGCGACAUGUUCGAAUUAUCAGACUUGAAAUGCUCGAUGGAGACGUGCGUGGGAGCGAGCAGCGGUACCGCUUCGUUGCUUCAGUUGGACGGACCCGGUGGCGUGAUGGACGAUCCCGUUUCGGCCGGCCGAGGCAGACAGACUUCAUCGGCUACAGGGUGUCGGUGCCAGUGUAUACAGCCCAUGCCGGUGUUCAGGGACGACUUGCGCAUAUGCGUCGACGACCUACAAGAAUGUUCAAUAGCGUCUUUUGUGUCUGGUACAACAGUACAAAAAAUACCAUAUGUAUUUUUACCUCUACAAGGGCAAAUCGUGUAUCCAAGUGCAGAAAUUAAAGUCGCAGGUAUGCAAUAUCCCGUCUGUGCUAUUUCAAGAGCGAAAUUUUUAUCAAGAAGCGGUUGGGUUAAUUUCAAAAACCAAACGGAUUUUGAAACUCCUUUUCAAAUACACCGUGAAAACGGACACAUAAUGCUUGUGUGGUCGGGCGACUUACAUUUAAGAACGAACGUCGAAGGCCGUUUGGUGUUGAUAGAAAUGAUUUGCAAAGAAACGGUUCAACAACAAGAUUACGAUGACAGUUUUCAACAAACCGUGACGCCUUGCAUUUCGUUUCGCAUAGCUGGGACACCAAGCGUCAAGGAAGUGUUGUUUUCCACUGACACCAGGUCGACAGAAAAUACUCCUAGUCCGGGGCUGACCAUAAGCGAAAUGAUAGCUGUGGCCAUAUGUUCCAUUCUGUUGGGGCUCAUGUACGUGGCGUCCAUAAUGUUGUACUUGCACAUGCGAAAAAAACGGCCCAAAGGACGGCACAGGGAUAUAGAGGCGUUUAAAAAUCCAUUGAUGACCAACGGCAUGACCGAAGAAGGUAUAGUGAAAAACAACCCUCUACUGCAACACAACGGUUACAACGACAACGAAGCUUUCGAGUCGGACGACGACUUCAACAGGAGUUCUCAAGACGAAUCCAGUACUUUGGAUAUGAUCGACCGGAGUAACAAUAAUCGAAACCUGACCACGGCUAUCGUACACCCUAUUCAAUCGCAUGCGGCGUGUAUGGGUCAUUCGAUGUACUACUCGGAUUCGAAUUCUAUAGAAAAACACCCGGAAGAGGACGUGUCCAUUGUGGAGACGUUGGAAAACAAGGAGGAACGUCCGGACAACAUCAGGUCCAUCGUUUGCGCUAAUCCGCGGAAAAAACUCUACUUCAAUCCGGAUUACUUCGAGCUCGAGUUGUUAAUGGCACCGCCCCCGGCAGCGUUGGAGUUUUUGGACAAAAUCCGGGAAGUGAUCCGCGAAGCCAAACGGAAGAUAGGCAUGAAAAGGUUUGCGCCCAAUCUAGUCGUCAUACCGGAAGACACGGACGAAGAACCGGCGGAACCGCCGAGCUGUUGCAAUAAAUGCAAGAACCAGUCUGUGGUCAAAUCGGCGACGAUACACAAAUGGUUGAUGGACGUGCCGCCAAUAGAAGUUACCAAACAGAAAAAAACCAAAGCCCCCCGCGCUCCCCCCGUGGCGGUAGUAUCGAAAGAUUGCUGCAACCACAUCGAAACCUUAGACAACAACCAUCUGAUUCUUACUGGUAUUGACAAACAUAAUGGUAAAAUCGAAGAAGACGACGACGAUGUCGAAGAAGAGACGAACGCAAACAUCGAAUGUGACAGUCUGGAAAGGUCGAUGAGUUAUAGGCGAAACUGUGGAUACCGCACGCCGUCCGAAUACGGAACGGCCGGGCGGGAAUCGAGUCCAGUUCUGAGCAACUCGGCGUUGCCGCUGGAAGAGGAGCUCACGGUGAAGACCACGUACACUUACGACACGGUGACGAAAAAAGAAAGCUAUUACGAUCACAUAUCCGGGCCGGACUGCGUACGGGAAAAACCCAAAAAGGAAAUUCUGCCGGACAUACUCAACAGGUCCGCCGAGCGGUACAGUCUGGUGAGCGAAGUGUACGUCAACGACGGUUUCCACACGAGCCUGUCGCCGUGCAACACUUUGGACAAGAACAUCAAGACGAACAGCCCGGGCCGCAUAACGAUCGAGGUGGAGGACUGCGCGGACUACCAUCCGGCCGUCGACGAUUCGGACGGUUUCGAACCGGACACGUUGGACCGGCACUGCAACAAAACACAGCAGCAGCCGCACCGCGCCAAACCGUCGGCGGCGGCCGUUUACUCGACGGACUCGUUGGAGGGCGAGCCGACGAAACAUGCUGCCAAAAACGGACUCAACAGUCUGCUGGAGAUUUACGAGGCGAAAAACGCCAUUGCCGACGUGCAGAGGAGGUGGAACAUGGUCGUCCGGCAGCCGGCGGACGCCAGUUACCUGAAGCCCGACCUCAAACACCGCCGGCGGCAACGGUGUCCGUCGCCCGAGCCCGUGCGAAAACUUUCAAAAAACGCGUACGUCAGAAGCACUAGCGAGCACAGCGGGGCCAGCGGCGAGCGGCCGGAAUGCUGCGCGCGCCCGCCCAACACCAGGCGAACCGACGGCCACGCGGCUGGUGCUUCUGACAAACGACCGGCGAAGGGUGUGCUGCCGACCGACUUGCACAAGUACGAGGAUUCCGGUUACCUGAGCACCGAGUCGGGCGAGUCGUUCGGCGGCAAAGUGCUCGCGCCCGGGCUGGACACCGACGAGUCUGGCGCCGAGAGCAUAGACACCGAUUUCAAAUUCUUCAAAACGCGUUCGGAUCGCAAUUACUGCGAUUGGUAACACUGUAUGCGCAAGUCAGUAACCAAUCAAAAGCGGCCAACUCGCUGCACUUGUACCCCUCGCGUUUGUCUAUGGAUUGAGACCACAGAGCGGUCGUUUCGCCUGGAGAUUGGUGCGCAAAAGGUAGACGUUUGACAGUGUGACCGCCAACGAAAAUCGAAAUAUUUUGUUAUUUCCACAUGGUAUUUUACACGACAAAUAGAGAAAAUUAAAAAAAUAUUUCAUAUACUAGUAUAAACUAAUAUUUAGUUGUAAUAGUAACAUAAAAUAAUUAACGUAUUAUGUAUAAUUGUAUAGCUGCGAUAACAUAAAACAGGCAACCCGUUUUACAGUUAUUUAUUUUACGGUAUUUUUAUCAUCGACAAUAUAGGCAAUGCAAAAUAUAAUAUACCGUCGAAUCCACCCACUUAGCCCUUAAGACAUCCGAUUUUUUUGUAUGAGUUAUAAUAUUAUGGUAGCUGUCAUAUCAGUUGACCGCUCUCUUAUUUAUCAAGACAGAGUACCCAAAGAAUUUUGUUUAGUUAAUAAGAAUACCAAAAAUUAGAUUAAUAAUAUUAUUAUUAUUUUAAAAAAACAUGAUCAGUAUUCAGUUCAGUUAUUUUGAGUUUGAAUAAAGCCAAUAAUACUAAGUACUUUUAACGCAGAACAUUUUGUAAGCAAUUUCUGUAUUCGUUAGAAAGUAAUGUGCCUUAUUUAACUGUUUAGCAUUAUAAUAACCAUUGCAAAGUGUGUUUUAUAAUAAUUUAUACAUAAAACGAAAAUCGUUGGCAUUA